GGUGAAGACAGCAGGAUCCUAGGGAGCUGCUUGAUGCUUCAUCCUUGAGUGUGUGCAGUGACUGUGGUUCAACAGCAAACACUCAUGGUGGCCUGGUAGAAGAGUCAGAGCUCAUGUUCACCUGUUUCCAGGAUUUUAUUACAAGAACAUGAAGACCACAUUCUACCUAAGUCUGCUGCUGGCUGGGUUUCACACUGUUGCCCACAGUCAGCUCCCACCCAGUGACCACAAUGGACAUGACCCAAAUCACCCUAAACACCACAUACAUCAUGGAGGUGAAGCGAUGGCUUGCCUCAGACUUGUGCCAAACAACGCUGACUUUGCAUUCCAGUUUUUUAGGGAGGUUGCACAGGAGGCACCAAACAAGAACAUUUUCUUCUCUCCUGUGAGCAUCUCCACUGCCUUUGCAAUGCUGGCCCUCGGGGCCAGAUCAGCCACAAAGUCUCAGAUCCUGGAAGGACUCGCCUUCAACCUUACAGAGAUUCAGGAGAAGGAAAUACAUGAAGGCUUCCACAACCUAAUCCACAUGCUGAACCAUCCUGAGGGUGGAGUCCAGCUCAACAUGGGGAAUGCCAUCUUUGUAACAGAGAAGCUGAAACUCCUAAAAACGUUUUCAGAUGAUGCCAAGGCUCUGUAUCAGCUGGAUGCUUUUACAACUGACUUUGACAAACCCACAGAAGCUGAAAAGCAGAUCAAUGACUAUAUAGAGAAGAAAACACAUGGGAAAAUUACUAAUUUGGUCAAGGACAUGGACCCACAAACUGUAAUGCUUCUGGCUAGCUUUGUUUUCUUUAAAGGCAGCUGGGAAAAGCCUUUCAAAGCAGAGCAUACUGAAGAAAGGGAGUUCUUUGUGGAUGCUGAAACAACUGUGAAAGUCCCUAUGAUGUACCAGAUGGGCAGAUUUGACUUCUACUUUGAUGAGGAGCUGUCAUGCACUGUGGUACGGCUGCAUUAUAAUGGCAGUGCUACUGCAUUUCUGGUUCUGCCUGCAAAAGGGGAAAUGAAGAGUUUAGAGCAAACUCUGGACAAGGAAACCAUCCAGAAAUGGUCAGACCAUCUCUUCCAGAGAUCUAUGAACCUCUAUUUCCCCAAAUUUUCUAUUUCUGGGAGCUAUGAAAUAAGUAACACCCUUAGGAAGAUGGGAAUUGUGGAUGUGUUCACCAACCAGGCAGAUCUCUCUGGCAUCACUGGCGCCCCAGAUCUGAAGGUUUCCAAAGUUGUCCACAAGGCUUCUCUGGAUGUUGAUGAGAAAGGUACUGAGGCAGCAGCAGCAACUGCUGUUGAAAUAAUGCCAAUGUCUCUUCCUCCAACCAUUGAAUUCAGCCACCCCUUCCUCAUGCUGAUUUUUGACAGAGAUACAAACAGUACACUCUUCAUAGGAAAAAUAGUUAACCCAACUAGUUGAAGUGACAUAUGAAUUUUGUUUGCUACUACUAAUUAAAGAUGUGAAAAAUGCA
Molecule: messenger RNA, 1457 nt
Organism: Melospiza georgiana
Lineage: Eukaryota; Metazoa; Chordata; Aves; Passeriformes; Passerellidae
Product: alpha-1-antitrypsin-like
Exons: 6
Coding region: 149-1405 (418 amino acids)
Biological process (GO): negative regulation of endopeptidase activity
Molecular function (GO): serine-type endopeptidase inhibitor activity
Source: RefSeq, a predicted model, not a curated record